GCACGUACAGUGAGGGAAAGAGAGGGCAAGAAACCUACUCCACUCCCGGCCGCGGUGAGUGGGGAACUCUAUGCUGGAGCGAACCAUUGCGUGAGGAAGGGGGGAAUUGUGAGGAGGAGGAGGGCUAUAGGGCGUUUGGUCCUGAAGAUGACACCAGUUGCACGACAAGAAGUUCUUGGCCUUUACCGCAGGAUAUUCAGAAUAGCCAAAAAAUGGCAGUCUGCAUCAGGACAGAUGGAAGACACUAUUAAAGAGAAACAGUACAUUAUAAAUGAAGCCAAAACCUUAUUCCAAAAAAACAAAGAUCUAACAGAUCCAGAGCUGAUUAAACAGUGUAUAGAAGAAUGCAAGGCAAGAGUAGAAGUCGGACUUCACUAUCACAUUCCCUACCCAAGACCUAUUCAUCUGCCUCCUCUGGGUCUCGCCCCACAACGUGGUCGUGCAUUUCGAAACCAAGAAAAGCUGAGGAAGCUUUCCAAGCCGGCCUACUUGAGAUCCUACGAUGAAGUUUCAUAACACACUGUCAAAGUGUGGUGCAUAUUAUCACGAACUGCAGGACAGACGUGUCUCGUGUAUGCAACUGUGAAUGAAACUGUGUGCUUGAUAGUCACUUACACUCUUCCUGAUGCCACAAGCCUAGCUGAUUCAGCAUGUACGAUCAAUAGGGAUGUAUGGGAAGUGUCUUGUAUUUAAGAUUCAACCACUGACAUCAAUAAAAAUAACAGCUUUUAAGGAGUGA
Molecule: messenger RNA, 739 nt
Organism: Trachemys scripta elegans
Lineage: Eukaryota; Metazoa; Chordata; Testudines; Emydidae
Gene: LYRM1
Product: LYR motif containing 1
Exons: 4
Coding region: 148-516 (122 amino acids)
Cellular component (GO): mitochondrion
Source: RefSeq, a predicted model, not a curated record